Molecule: messenger RNA, 2960 nt
Organism: Sander lucioperca (pikeperch)
Lineage: Eukaryota; Metazoa; Chordata; Actinopteri; Perciformes; Percidae
Product: homeobox protein Mohawk-like
Exons: 6
Coding region: 1410-2642 (410 amino acids)
Biological process (GO): cell development; regulation of transcription by RNA polymerase II; muscle organ development
Cellular component (GO): nucleus
Molecular function (GO): RNA polymerase II cis-regulatory region sequence-specific DNA binding; DNA-binding transcription factor activity, RNA polymerase II-specific
Source: RefSeq, a predicted model, not a curated record
GCCGAAUGUAGGUGUGUUCCCAGCUAACAUCAACAGUCGAGCCGGUGAACGUAUCACAGAGGGACGGGAGUAAAUGGUGUGUGAUAGCAUGUAGCAUUCUCCGGCCACUGCUGAGGAAUGUGAGCGAGGAAUUUACUGCACCUAACGGGGAUGCUUCUGGUCCAUGUGUUUUUCUGCUUUGAAAGCACUGAAACUCAACCUCCCCACCAAUACUGCUGAAUUAUGAACAGGGGUGAGAGUUAUGGAGCCCUUUAAUAUGGUUAACGGUUAAACAAGUGCUGCUCGGAUUUUAGCCAUAACCUUCAAAAGUUGGCUGUAGGCAGGAAAAACGCAUUAUCACAUAUUUACAUAAAGAUUAUUUAGUGAUGAUUGUGCAUGGCAAAGUCAUUAUCGCUGUGCUAUAUCCAAACAAGUGGAGUGUUUGGAUGUCAAGAGGAAAAAACAUACAGGGAUGACAGCUAAAGUUGAACCACAGUCUUUGAAUACUGGGCCCAGUGCCAGCUUGUGGUCAUGUAGUUCCACUAAUAACGACACUAAGCUUCUUUCAGACCCACUUUUUGUAAUUGUUUACAGUCCUUUUUGCUUCAAAAUGGAGACAAACAUUUAUAAAUAUGAGCAUUAUGGUUGGAUUAGCCCUGCUCACACUGCAGACAGCGUGAAAGAUGCACAUUUCUGACACUCAAACACACACGCUGACACACUUUCUGACUCAAAAAAAUAGGCGUAUAUAGGCGAGAAUCAAUUUCAUGUGUUAACUACAUUAGGAGACAAUUUGUACUGAAAUCCAUUUCAGCUCAGCAGGAUUCACUGCUGAACAUGAGGCACAGUUUGGUGGUUUUGCUGGUUAUUAGCAACCAUGCAAUUACACUCAUACAUUUCCAGAAUCCCCUGGUAAAACAUGCAUUAAUAUCUGCUGACACGAUUUUUGGUAAAACCGCGAGAGAUUCAUACGCCAUGUAGAAAAUAUGAGAGCAUGUCGGAGUGCUUAGCACAGGCUGCCGUCACACCAGGCAAAAUCUCACUAGUAAAUCUGAUGACCACAUUUGCUGAUAUUCAUGUGCAGUAUUUUUCUUAUCCUGGAGUGCUACCGAGGCUGCCGCUCUGCAAGCUUUUCCUCACAGAGCUUUCCAGAGAAGGGAUUGGACGGCGGGAUAGCCAAUGGGCGGCUGAGCAGCAGGUUAUUUGAACUCUCCUCACACAGCUCAACUAAACCAGACAACAUCCUCUGACUUUUCAAACAUUUUUCUCUCACAAGAGUCUGUCAUCGUCUGUCUGCUCAGUCACUGCUCCCGUGGGCACAGAAGUAAGAGGACGGAACCCUUUUUUUCUUUUCUUUUUUAAAUUACCUUUACAUCGAGUGUAUCCAGGAUGGGAACCUGCUGCUUCUAUUUACAUCUGGAAGUCAACUGAUGCACCUGUUGAUCGAGGAAAACUCUCUGUGUUUAACAAUGAACAAAGUGGCUGAGAUGAAGUCUGACACUCGGCUUCAUUUUGAGGACAACAUGAGAUCAGAGGAGAGGAGCAGACUGAACUGUGUAGACUUACCUCAGAGCAGUUUAACAGACAGACAGAACACAGACCUGCUGCGAUGCCAGGAGACCACUGACGACAGCUCUCCUAUCAAGUACAGAAGAUAUGGGUCUCGUCUGGGUGGGGUCAAAGCUCGCCACAAGAGACAGGUGCUGCAGGACAUGGCCCGGCCGCUGAAACAUUGGCUGUACAAACACCGGGACAACCCCUACCCCACCAAGACCGAGAAGGUCCUGCUGGCUCUGGGCUCACACAUGACGCUAGUGCAGGUUUCGAACUGGUUUGCGAACGCCCGGCGGAGGCUGAAGAACACAGUGAGACAGCCGGACCUGAGCUGGGCCCUGAGGAUCAAACUGUACAAUAAAUACAUCCAGGGGAACGCUGAGAGACUGAGCGUGUGCAGCGAUAACACCGACUCAGAUGAUGAAGAGUGUCCCUUACAAACUCCAAUCAGCCAAUCAGACUUUGGCAGGUCAUCAUCCCACAAGAGCGUGCUCGAGAAGCAGGGCAGCGUCCUCGCCAUGGCGGACUCCGCCAACAGUGACGACAGCGCGUCGCCUCCAUCCAAGUACAAGAGCAGUUUACUGAAUCGGUAUCUGAACGACACCCUGCGGCACAUGAUGGUGGCAAAGGCUGACGUCGUCACCUCGACCCGCAAGAGGAGGAGCCACUCCGAGUCGUUCAGCUCCAACGAGUGUGAUCGAGAUGUUGUAUCUCCGGCGUCGUCCUACGAAACAGAGGCCAACUUUGUCUACCACAUGGACACAAUGGACUAUACUUCAACUAAAUGUGACAGACAACAGCAGCAUGGCCGAGGCCAGCAGAGACAAGACGAUCAGGGCUGGAGGGAGAUCCACGCCGCCGUUGCUCUGACCAGCUUGGCCCAGGGGCAGAGCUGCACAGCAGACCAGAGCCACGUGACAGUGCCCAAAGCUGAGCCCUUCUCGGUUACGAGGACCACUAUCAUGGACAGGAUGUGUGUCACAGGACCCACCGCCGCUCUGAGGCAGAGCUGCACCACGGGGCCCACUCUCACCAACCGCAUCAUCCAGAAGUCCUCUCAUAUCUCUGAGGUCCAGACUGUUAACGUGGCUCUGGCAAACAGUGUAUAGGCAUUUAAUUUAAGCAUCUGGUCUAUCGUUCCAUAUAGGAAUACCAGAUGUUUAAGUGCCUUGCAAUAUCUGUACAUCCUCUGUUAUUUUGUAAUGCUGAUAACCUUUGACGUUUAAAUAAUUUUUACAUCGUAAAAUGGAAAAACUAACCUAAUGCAGUUGAAUAUUUUCUACUGUUAUUGCCAUGUUUCUAAUGUCUUUUGCCAUCUAUUGCCAUCUGUUGCAGUAAGUUAUAUUAACUUCUAUGAGACUGGAUUAUCAUCCAAUGCUAAAGUUUGACAGCAGCUAUUUGAAUAAACCUGAUGUGAAAUCUUUUGA